Messenger RNA from Pygocentrus nattereri (red-bellied piranha), 1878 nucleotides. It is a transcript of the gene olfml1, whose product is annotated as olfactomedin-like 1. Bases 349 to 1548 code for a protein of 399 amino acids. Gene Ontology annotation, biological process: signal transduction. The record is from RefSeq and is a predicted model, not a curated record. NCBI's taxonomy places the organism in Eukaryota, Metazoa, Chordata, Actinopteri, Characiformes, Serrasalmidae. The transcript is spliced from 4 exons.
GGAAAAGCAAGACAGUCCAGAAGACAGGCUGACCCAAUUCUCAAAAAGCCUCUGUCUGACCAUUCCCUGCCACAGCUCCUCCUGUUUGGUCUCCAUUCUCCACUCCUUAAUUGUGGGGACGUGUCAGGACAUCUGGAGACGAUUAAGGCUCCACACACAGCGACAGCCUGUAAGGACCUGCCUCUGAAGAUCAUUCGGACCGAGUCCCAGAAACUGCAAAGCGUGGAAUAACAAACAACCAGAUGCCUCCGGAAUUUCAGCAGACUCUUCUUGUGUCAGGCACUUGGAUGGCGCAGAACUUCUCCUAAUUAUCAGCGCUUAGAAAAGUGAUUGGAAGAAAAAGGUUAGAUGAGCAGAAUGCUUUGGAAACUCCUACCCCUGCUGCUGCUGCCCCUGGGCACUGGACAAGCUCAAAGAACGACCCAGGAUGUGUUCAUGAUGCAAUACUUUCAGAGGCGACUCCAGGAGCUGGAGGAACGUCUUAACAGGUGUGAUCAGGACCUCCAGAGCUUCAACCAGAAAGUGUAUGACAUGUCCUCUGAGAUGCGCGGACAGAUUCGCAGCGUAAACGUGCUUAAGUCUGAGAUCCAAGGUCACGUGGACAAUCUGGCCUUGCGGGUGGACCGUGUGGAGAGAGAUGUGGAGUACCUGCAGAACAAAAUCCCAGACUCGUCCGACGUGGAGAUAGCAGAAUCCGUGAUAGAGCAAGAGGUGAAAGAAGCUCAGCUGAAGAAGAAAGUUGCCGUCACACAGGGCAAAGAUUGCAGCACUCAUCUCUCUGGCAUCAAGUCCCAGAAAAUCGUCAAGAAAGCAGGCGAUCUGACCGGCUCCUGGAUGAAAGAUUCCACCAAAGGCUCCUCCAGGAUCUACUUCUUCAGUGGCUCCAGAAACAGCACACUGUUGGAGUUCGUCUCUCUGAAGGCCUUCACGGACACCAACUGGACCAGAAAGGCCGAGAUCAUCUCACUGCCUCUGGCCUGGCAGGGGACGGGCCACGUGGUCUACAACGGCUUUAUGUACUACCACCACGCUAACACACGAAACGAAGUGCUGAAGGUGCACCUCCUCAACCGCACAGUGACUGACCGUAUGCUGCUGCCCGGCGCAGGCCGCAUGCCCACUUACAGCCUCUCCUCUCACACUCUGCUGGACCUGGCCGUGGACGAGCUGGGUCUGUGGGCCAUCCAUGCUGACCCGGACUUUGGAGGGAACCUGGUAGUCACCAAGCUGGACUCCAACAGCCUAGCUGUGGAACACACCUGGGACACUAGCUGCAAAAGUCACAAUGCUGAAGGGGCCUUCAUAAUCUGCGGAACCAUGUACGUGGUCUACAACUCACACUCUGGAGGGCGCUCCAGCGUAAAAUGCUUGUUCGACAUCCAUGAUACCCUAUUGACUGAGGAGAUGCCAGUGAUUUUCUUCCCGAAGCGCUACACCAGUCACUCGGGCAUGCACUACCACCCCAAAGAGAAGCAAGUCUACGCCUGGGAUGAUGGAUACCAGACCAUCUACAAACUGGACACCAAGAGGAAAUUACAAGUUACCUAAAUUUCCCCUUCACUUCAACCGUAGUGCCUCAGCUAAGGCAGGAUCGCUGUCUGAGGUUUGCUUCUUUAGUUGUGCGCUGACGUUAUGAGGCUACUGUAGAAGUAACAUCAUUAGUUUGAGGCAAGUGUGUGAUGAUUUAUGCCUGCAGUUAGCACAAUGCUAACAAAUGACUAAAAGCUUCAACUACUCCUUAGAUACUUUAGCUUUAGAUACUUUUCAUACACUCACCGGCCACUUUAUUAGGUACACCUUACACCUUGCUAGUAAAAGGUUGGACCCCCUUUUGCCUUCAGAACUGCUUUAAUUCUUCGUGUCAGACUUUCAACAAGG